Messenger RNA from Sciurus carolinensis (gray squirrel), 5086 nucleotides. RefSeq names its product zinc finger and BTB domain containing 38 (gene Zbtb38). Gene Ontology annotation, biological process: negative regulation of transcription by RNA polymerase II; regulation of cytokine production; regulation of immune system process. Lineage: Eukaryota; Metazoa; Chordata; Mammalia; Rodentia; Sciuridae. The coding region runs from base 1364 to 4978 and encodes 1204 amino acids. The record is from RefSeq and is a predicted model, not a curated record. Gene Ontology annotation, molecular function: protein binding. The transcript has 7 exons.
AGGGCCUCUGGACAUCAAAGGUUCCUUUUGUCCCCUUGCAAGUGGCAGGGCAGCCCGGCUGCUGGCGAUGACUCAGGCUGGGCCCUGACGUCACCCAGGCCGGGCCACUGGCCUCCCUCGGCAGCCAGGAAACCGGCUGGGGAGUGGCACUCACAGCUGCAGCAAAGCUCAAAAUAAGGAGGCCGCUGCCUUUCUCCUCUCCAUCUGCACACAGCACACCUUUCUUUUCUUUUCUUCUUUUUUUAAAACCUCAUGGAAGGUUUUACUUGUAGAUCAACUUUUCCAAAUGUAGGAAGUCAGAAUGAGUGACAUCAUCAGAAAAAUAUGUGGAGCUGAUCUCGACAAGGAGUGAAGAUCCCACAGCAGGAACGCGGUUGGAACUCCUGAGCCCAGGCAGUGGGCAGCGUCUGGGCUGCAGAGGAGCCAGCGCCUCUGAAUCAGGUUGUCUCAAAGCGAGGCCCCAACAUACUUCUGUUCUUCUGGCUGCAUGAUCUGAGUGCUGUGAUCAUUAAUUUGUUGAACCAAGACUCUGAGGCUGAUAUGCAAUGUCACUUACAACAUUAAUCAGAUACUGCAUUUAAGUGCUGGUAUCAGUGGUUUGAUUUUCAGCAAAUGUGACAGUGGCCUUUGCAGUGGUCAGCUCCGAGCUUUGAACUCUCAGAGGAGCAAGGGGAAAAAAAUUCAACACAUCACCUCCUUGGUGGCAGCCUCAGAGAAACCUGGGAUGAGAAACUUCUCUUUUCGGUCCUGUUUUCCUGUUGAUAAAUUCAGUUCUCGUGAUCACAGCACAUUCAAGCUGUUCUGCGUAUGAUUUUUUGGUGUGUGUGGCAGUUGCAUUUAAAACUUGUGAGCAAGAAGACGGAGAAAUCAGUUGGUCUCCAUCGCCUUCCAUAAAAAUGGCUGAGUGUCUUGUCAUACUAGGACUGCAUUAAGUGACACACACAGAUCUUGAUGUGGAGGAGAUGGAGGACUCAGUACCAAGGAUUUCCAAGUGAUUUCUUCCAAAGCACGGAAAGCUAACUCUGUUAAGGCUGGUUCGUUCUAACUGAGGCUGUGAGGCCUGAACGGGUCCACUGGAUGUGGUGUGCCCCGCAGUGCCGGGUACACAGACGUGCCCUUUACAUGCUGGAGUACAGGUCUUGGCCGUCACGCCUGCAUGAUCUUCCUCCUGCCGAAGAAUAAGUUGACAUGGGGACCUGGACUCAUUUGCGGAGGGAUGUGGACGUCAUUUAAAGUAACUUUUGGAAGCACUGCCCAGAGGGGCUCCAACAUGAGCUGGAGACAGUGACCCGUUUCUUCACACUGUCGUCAGAAGCCACGGGCCAGCUUGUGGGCACUGCACAUCUCGGGAGUUUUCAGCAGGAUGCAGACUAGUGAAGCACACAGCAGAAUGCAGAUGACAGUCAUGUCCCUUUCCAGGGACCUCAAGGAUGACUUUCACAGUGACACGGUGCUCUCCAUCUUAAAUGAGCAGCGUAUCCGGGGCAUUUUAUGUGAUGUCACCAUCAUUGUGGAAGAUACCAAGUUCAAAGCCCACAGCAAUGUCCUGGCCGCUUCAAGCCUUUAUUUCAAAAACAUCUUUUGGAGCCACACAAUCUGCAUUUCCAGCCAUGUCCUGGAGCUGGAUGAUCUCAAAGCUGAAGUGUUCACAGAAAUACUUAAUUAUAUCUACAGCUCCACAGUCGUCGUCAAGAGACAGGAAACGGUCACCGAUCUUGCGGCUGCGGGGAAAAAACUGGGAAUAUCGUUCCUGGAAGAUCUGACUGACCGCAACUUCUCGAAUUCCCCAGGUCCCUAUGUGUUCUGCAUUACUGAAAAGGGAGUGGUCAAAGAAGAGAAAAAUGAGAAAAGGCACGAAGAGCCAGCCCUCGCUAACGGGCCAAGGAUCACGAAUGCGUUUUCCAUCAUCGAGACAGAAAAUAGUAAUAACAUGUUUUCUCCGCUGGACUUGAGGGCCAGUUUUAAAAAAGUCUCCGACUCCAUGCGGACGGCCAGCCUUGGCCUGGAGAGGACCGACGUCUGCCAGGAGGCAGAGCCGGUCCGCACGCUGGCCGAGCACUCGUACGCCGUCUCGUCCAUCACCGAGGCCUACCGGAGCCAGCCUGCGCGCGAGCAGGAGAGCAGCUCACCUGCCCAAGCAGGUAAGGACAAUUGUGAGGCUCCUGCCGCAAAGCCGAAAACCUGCCGGAAGCCAAAGACCUCCAUACCCCAGGAUUCUGACUCAACCUCAGAAAAUAUACCACCCCCGCCUGUGACCGCCCCAGAGGCUACCCAGGAAAGAAGUCCCCAGCCCGCCGCGGUCCUCCCCCAUUCCAAAUCUCCCAGCAACGAAGGCGACGUCCAUUUUUCCAGGGAAGAUGAAAAUCAGUCUUCGGCUGUUCCUGGGCCACCAGCAGCAGCAGAGGUCCCUCCGCUGGUCUACAAUUGCAGCUGUUGUUCCAAAUCCUUCGACAGCAGCGCUCUGCUCAGUGCCCACAUGCAGCUGCACAAGCCAACCCAGGAGCCUUUAGUGUGCAAGUAUUGCAACAAACAGUUCACCACCCUGAACAGACUGGAUCGGCACGAACAGAUCUGUAUGAGGUCAAGCCACAUGCCUGUCCCUGGAGAAAACCAGCGCUUCUUAGAAAAUUAUCCCACCAUUGGACAGAAUGGAGGUUCCUUCACUGGUCCAGAACCAUUACUAUCUGAAAACAGGGUUGGUGAAUUUUCCAGUCCUGGCAGUACCUUGCCAGACACGGACCACAUGGUUAAAUUUGUUAAUGGGCAAAUGCUCUACAGUUGUGUCGUGUGCAAACGUAGUUAUGUGACUUUAUCCAGCCUCCGAAGACACGCAAACGUCCACUCGUGGAGAAGAACAUACCCUUGCCAUUACUGCAACAAAGUCUUUGCAUUGGCAGAGUACAGGACAAGACACGAAAUCUGGCACACCGGGGAAAGGCGGUAUCAGUGCAUUUUCUGUCUUGAAACUUUUAUGACUUACUAUAUCCUUAAAAACCAUCAGAAGUCUUUCCAUGCCAUAGAUCAUAGACUUUCCAUCAACAAAAAAACAGCCAAUGGGGGCUUGAAGCCUACUGUCUAUCCGUAUAAGCUUUAUAGGCUCCUGCCUAUGAAGUGCAAGAGAGCUCCUUAUAAGAGCUACCGAAAUUCUUCCUAUGAAAAUGCGCGAGAAAACGGUCAGAUGAAUGAGUCCGCGCCUGGCGCCUAUGUUGUUCAGAAUCCACGCAGCUCUGAGUUGUCUACACUGAAUUUCCAAGAGAACGUGAACGCCUUGACCAACAGUCCCGCCGUCCCUUUGGAAACAUCCGCGUGUCGGGACACGCCCACUUCUGCCAACGCACAAAACGCGCAGGGCACCAAAUGGGGAGAGGAGACGUUGAAAAUCGAUCUUGACAAUAACUUCUAUUCAACUGAGGUAUCAGUCUCGUCCACUGAGAAUGCGGUCAGUUCUGACCCCCAGGGAGGGGAACUACCUGUUUCAUCUUUGAGCAAUGGCGGUGAGAACCCAGCCUCUGUGAUCAGCUACAGUGGCCCGGCACCCUCGGUCAUCGUGCAUAGUAGCCAGUUUUCAUCAGUGAUAAUGCACAGUAAUGCCGUCGCUGCCAUGACCAGCAGCAACCACAGAGCCCCUGGAGAGCCAGCUGCCAACCAGCCCCUGAAAGAUGACAGCAAGCCUGAGAUGGAUAAAGUGGGCAGAUCUGCAAGCAGACCCAAAAGCAUUAAGGAGAAAAAGAAAACUAUUCCGCAUAACAGGGGAGAGAUAGCGGAGGAAUCAAAAUAUGCAGCCGAUCCUGGAGGGUCCUUGAGCAAAACCACAAACCUUGAAGAAACCAGUAAAAUUGAAACCUACAUUGCAAAACCUGCUCUGCCGGGAACCUCCACAAAUAGCAACGUGGCCCCACUUUGCCAAAUAACAGUGAAAAUUGGGAAUGAAGCCAUUGUGAAAAGGCAUAUCCUAGGAUCUAAAUUAUUUUACAAAAGAGGGAGAAGACCUAAGUAUGAAAUGCAGGAGGAGGCGUUGCCGCAAGAGAGUGACCUGGAGACCCACAGAGAGAGCCCCCUGGGGCUUUGCCAGUCCGAGUGUGUGGAGAUGAAUGAGGUGUUCGAUGACGCAAGCGACCAGGAUUCCACUGACAAGCCGUGGCGCCCUUACUACAACUACAAGCCCAAAAAGAAAUCCAGACAGUUGAGAAAAAUGAGGAAGGUCAACUGGAAGAAAGAGCGGGGCAGCAGGAGCCCGAGCAAUAGGUGUAAAUUCCCAGCAGAACUGGACUGUGCUGUGGGGAAGUCGCCUCCAGACAAGGCCUUUGAGGAAGAAGACAACAAAGAGAUGCCCAAGCUGCAGUGUGAACUCUGCGAUGGAGACAAAGCCUCCGGGGCCGGAAGCCACGGAAGGCCCCACCGGCAUCUCACCUCCAAGCCUUAUGUCUGCGAGCUGUGUGCCAAGCAGUUCCAGAGCCCUUCCACGCUCAAAAUGCACAUGAGAUGCCACACUGGGGAGAAGCCGUACCAGUGCAAGACCUGUGGACGCUGCUUUUCAGUGCAAGGGAACUUACAGAAACACGAACGCAUCCACCUGGGCGUGAAGGAGUUCAUCUGUCAGUAUUGCAACAAGGCGUUCACCUUGAAUGAGACCCUCAAAAUCCACGAGAGAAUCCACACCGGCGAAAAGCGUUACCGCUGUCAGUUCUGCUUCCAGAGUUUUUUGUAUCUCUCCACAAAAAGGAAUCAUGAGCAGAGGCAUAUCCGAGAGCAUGAUGGGAAAGGCUUUGCUUGCUUCCAGUGCCCCAAAAUUUGCAAGACAGCUGCUGCUCUCGGGAUGCACCAAAAGAAACACUUAUUCAAAAACCCAAGUCAGCAGGAGAAAACGGGGGACGUGAGCCAGGAAAACUCAAAUCCCUCGGAGAAUCGACAUCUCAUGGAUUCAGAAGACUGUGAUCAAAAGGAUCACGCACAAACCAUUGUUGAAAAUGUCCUCUGAGUGGCAGUAGUUAGAAAAAUCUUCGGAAAGAUAAGUUGGUGGGGAUUUUUUUUUUUUUUAAGUUUAGUUUUUUUGUUUUGUUUUUUUGUUUAGAAUUUUGUUUUUGUU